This is a messenger RNA of Eucalyptus grandis, 1895 nucleotides long. Its product is annotated as methylcrotonoyl-CoA carboxylase beta chain, mitochondrial. Gene Ontology annotation, molecular function: methylcrotonoyl-CoA carboxylase activity. Gene Ontology annotation, cellular component: mitochondrion; methylcrotonoyl-CoA carboxylase complex. Gene Ontology annotation, biological process: L-leucine catabolic process. Bases 1 to 1716 code for a protein of 571 amino acids. The transcript is spliced from 10 exons. Lineage: Eukaryota; Viridiplantae; Streptophyta; Magnoliopsida; Myrtales; Myrtaceae. The record is from RefSeq and is a predicted model, not a curated record.
AUGCUGAGGGCCUUCGCGCGGCGAGCCGUCUCGGCCUCCUCCGGCCGCGCCCCGGCCCCGCCUCGCCGCCGCGGGCGGCGGGGGUUGAGCUCCGGAGUGCUCCCCGACGGCGUCGACCGCGGCUCCGGCGAGUACGCCCGCAACGCCGGCGCCAUGGCGGAUCUCGUCUCGCAGCUCCAGUCUCACGUCCAAAAGGUGAUCGGCGGGGGAGGAGCGGAAGCCGUGAGGAGAAACAAGAGCAGGAGCAAGCUGCUUCCUCGGGAAAGGAUCGAUCGCCUCAUCGACCCCGGCUCUUCUUUCCUCGAGCUCUCGCAGCUUGCAGGCCAUGAGCUGUAUGAAGAUCCUUUGCCAUCUGCUGGUAUAGUCACUGGAAUAGGUCCUGUUUACGGGCAGCUUUGUAUGUUCGUGGCUAAUGAUCCUACUGUUAAAGGGGGAACAUAUUUUCCAAUCACUGUUAAGAAGCAUCUCAGGGCACAAGAGAUUGCCGCCCGAUGCAAACUGCCAUGUGUAUACCUUGUUGAUAGUGGCGGCGCUUUCCUCCCAAAACAAGCUGAUGUUUUCCCUGACAAGGAAAAUUUUGGUAGGAUAUUUUACAAUCAAGCUGUGAUGUCGUCCGAAGGCAUUCCUCAAAUUGCACUGGUAUUAGGCUCUUGCACUGCAGGGGGUGCCUAUAUUCCUGCCAUGGCUGACGAAAGUGUUAUGGUCAAGAGAAAUGGUACUAUAUUUCUUGCUGGGCCACCACUUGUGAAGGCUGCUACGGGAGAGGAAGUUUCUGCAGAGGAUUUAGGGGGUGCAGCGGUGCAUUGCAAGACGUCAGGUGUUUCGGAUUAUUUUGCACAAGAUGAGCUGCAUGGUCUUGCUCUUGGAAGGAACAUCAUUAAGAAUUUGCACACUGCUGGGAAACAAGGAACUUUGGCUAGAUUGCAAAAUGUCAAUUCUGAGUUUAAAGAGCCAUUAUAUGAUGUGAAGGAGCUUCGUUCUAUUGCACCAACAGACCACAAGCAGGCCUUUGAUAUUCGGUCUGUUAUUGCUCGGAUUGUAGAUGGCAGCAAAUUUGAUGAAUUCAAAAAACUCUAUGGCACUACUCUCGUGACAGGAUUUGCCCGGAUUUUUGGACAACCUGUGGGAAUUAUUGGGAACAAUGGGAUACUCUUUAACGAAUCUGCUUUAAAGGGGGCCCAUUUCAUUGAACUUUGCUGCCAGCGUAACAUUCCUCUUAUCUUCCUUCAAAAUAUAACUGGGUUCAUGGUUGGAUCCAGAUCGGAAGCAAAUGGGAUAGCUAAAUCUGGAGCAAAAAUGGUGAUGGCAGUCUCUUGUGCAAAGGUUCCCAAAGUUACAAUCAUUGUGGGUGGAAGCUUUGGUGCUGGAAAUUAUGCUAUGUGUGGCCGUGCAUACAGUCCUGAUUUUAUGUUCCUAUGGCCAAAUGCAAGAAUUUCCGUUAUGGGAGGAACUCAGGCUGCCGGAGUCCUGUCUCAAAUAGAGAGGGCGAACAAGAAAAGGCAGGGAGUCCAGUGGACGAAGGAAGACGAGGAAAGUUUCAAGGCGAAAGUCGUGGAGGCAUACGAAAGGGAAGGAAACUCUUACUACUCCACGGCGAGGCUGUGGGACGACGGGAUCAUCGACCCGGCCGACACCAGAAAAGUCAUCGGCCUCUGCAUCUCCGCCUCGUUGAACCGUGACCCAGAGGACACCAAGUACGGGGUCUUUAGAAUGUGAAAGUACCAAACGAUGGGGGGGAGGAGAAAGAAGGGACGGCGCUCGUCGCUCCAUGUAUAGGAAAAAAACUCCCCGGCAGCCACAUCCAUUGAUCGGAAUCCCAAUGUAAACUUGCCCGUCAAAUUGCGAAAAGAACCUUUGCAUCUCUCUUUCUUUCUCACAUCGAUCUUUUUCCGUAA